This is a messenger RNA of Aureobasidium uvarum, 1487 nucleotides long. The record is from the annotation of a GenBank genome assembly. Lineage: Eukaryota; Fungi; Ascomycota; Dothideomycetes; Dothideales; Saccotheciaceae.
GCGACAACAUGUCUGAAGGCCAAACGAGUCCCAGGUGGACCCUCGAACAAGCUCGUCGAGAUGUUGAGGCUCUCGGAUCUCGGGCUAGAGGCAGCAUCUCCAUUCCAACAGUUUCUUCCACCUCGCAUACUGCAAAGCAAGCCCUGGUCUUCAUCAUUCCGAGUCCGAUUCAAAAUAUCCUCUACCCGCCAGCCGAGCCAGCAUCUGCCGUCCCUCAGAGACCAACAGCAUGGGUAGACGGUAUGCGCGGUAUUGCAGCAUUGUUGGUGGUCUUCUAUCAUCUCUCGUAUUCGACAUUGGAUGUCUAUACCGGCUGGAGCGAAGGUCAUUAUGACUAUUUACGCCUUCCGUUUAUCAAGGCCUUGUACAGCGGUACCGCAACAGUCUCACUCUUCUUCGUUCUGUCGGGAUACGCUCUAUCUUACAAGCCGGUCAAACAGAUGCGCAGCGGAGAGUAUGACGUACUGUUUUCUGGCCUCUGUUCAUCUGUCUUCCGUAGAGUCGUCCGAUUAUUUUUACCUUGCGUGGCCUCAACAUUCAUCAUUGUGGUUCUUGUUCGUCUGGGAUUCUACAGCCGCACCUACGAGUUCGCCAAUGAUGCCAAUCGCUUACCGGGUAUCCGUGAACAUCAUGCCAACCGGUACAACACUAUAAUCGAGCAAAUCUGGGUUUGGCUCAAAAGUUUUGCAGGUUUCAUGAACCCAUUUGCAGAGGCCGGGAUUGGAAAGAGUGUUUAUUUGGAUGUCCAUCUAUGGACGAUUCCUGUUGAAUAUCUUGGACUCUCUCGCCUAAGGCCCAUUCUUCGCAUGCUAGGUCUAGUGUGUUUGCUCUGCUGGACACACCGCAUAGAUCACUGGACAAUGACCCUCUUCUAUGGUGGAUUUUUCAUGGCCGAGUUAGAUAUCCGGCGGAGCACUGCAGAGUCUUCUCACAAGACCGACUCCAAUAUCGCGUUAAAGUGCCUCUGGUCCGCUUUCAACAUUUUUAUCUUUAUGGGCGGAUUGUUCCUAGCAGGUCAGCCCGAGAGAAACACAGAAAACACCUACAUCUGGUCCACAAUUAUGACCCUGGUACCCGGAUACAUCAUUGACAGCUGGAGAUAUUGGACAACCUGGGGAGCUCUGUUGCUCGUCUAUUCAACUUCCAACGACAAGAUAUUGCAAUGCCUAUUCACAAACUGCGUAUCGCAAUACCUCGGCAAAAUAUCGUUUUCCUUGUAUCUGGUGCAUGGUUUCAUCAUCCACACUCUGGGGUAUAGCUUGCUGGAGACGUUUUGGAGAAUCAUUGGCGAGGAUAAAAAAGAGACUUGUUUUGUCCUGGUGGCGACUUGUGUCGUGACGACAGCCAUUUGGUUGGCCGAUAUCUUCAUGCGGUUGGUAGAUACACCAUCUGUCAAAUUUGCGAGAUGGCUCGAAGGCAAAUGUGCUGCGAAGAAAACAACGGAAAUCAAGGAGGAACCUGUGUGGCGAGAUGCCAGCACUCUUGUA